Messenger RNA from Amphimedon queenslandica, 5588 nucleotides. RefSeq lists its product as uncharacterized. Gene Ontology annotation, cellular component: nucleolus. The transcript has 37 exons. Bases 12 to 5504 code for a protein of 1830 amino acids. Lineage: Eukaryota; Metazoa; Porifera; Demospongiae; Haplosclerida; Niphatidae. Gene Ontology annotation, biological process: maturation of 5.8S rRNA from tricistronic rRNA transcript (SSU-rRNA, 5.8S rRNA, LSU-rRNA); maturation of LSU-rRNA from tricistronic rRNA transcript (SSU-rRNA, 5.8S rRNA, LSU-rRNA). The record is from RefSeq and is a predicted model, not a curated record.
CGUUGUCCAGCAUGGCGUCACUGAAGCGAGAAGGAGAAGACUUGUCCCUUUUAGAUCAGAAACCAAGAAAGAAACGGAAGGCCAUAACUACGGAGCUUCCAAUGGACAAACUCACAAAGCUACUUAGCAAAGAGGACACUGUAGCAGCCGGUUUAGUGUAUCUCUUCAAGGAAAUCACUGAAGGCAGUAAUAGUGACUUAUUAACAAGCUAUUUAGGUGCUCAUCCCGACUGUAGUCAUGUCUUCCUCUUAAUGCAGCUAUCAACUAAACUUCAUGAUCAAGACAAUAUCUUGUUGUGUUACUUAUUACUGGAGCAUGUGCUAUUCUUCACUGCAUCUGAUAAGCUGCCUCCUGCUAGGGCAAGCUACUCAUCAUUAGGAAGGAGAUUGGUUACAACACUCCUCCAGGAGCACAUGUAUACUAUCAACAAUUCGCUCUCAAGCAACAAGCCGGACAAGCUCUCAGCUACCGCCCUCAAACUUCUCACUGUGUCUGUUAUGCAAGGGAAGGAGUCUGUUUUGGAGAUUUUAGACACUUUUAAUUUUGGUUCUGCACGUCUUGUUGGAUUGGUUGAGCGUGAUAAAGAAUUCCAAAAAGAUGGGGAUUCCGUGAGAGUUUGUUUCAUCAAGUUUGCAUUGUCCUUCCUUGUCGUUAGCGAUGUCAGAGUCAUAGCUAAAAUACUAUCAUUAAAGAAACUUUUGCCUAUCAUAUUUCGUAAACUGUCCAGUGAUCCUCCAAGUAUUGUCGGACUUUUUCUUCAGACCCUCUACGAUAAAGUUUUAAUGAGGACAAACAUUGCCAAGAAGGAUAAACUGUUACUUUUUGACAGGACCAAUAUUAAGAGAAUUGUCCAACUCCUGCAGAAAGAGGAUCAAGAUGAAUCCGUGAAAACGAUUAUACUCGAUAUAUGUUUUGGUCUCUGCGACUCAAGUUUCGGUGUUGCAUUUCCAUCAGCAAGUGUCUUUCAAAAUCUUUACAAGACGAAUAACCCUGUAUUGCUUCAGCUGGGCCUGUCACUGUUGUCUUGUUUAAAUGAGCCAAAGGUCCAUAUUAUCUUGUAUAGAAUAAUAUCAGAGUCUCCUGAUCUUUGGUAUCCUUUCUUCACUGCUGCUCCACUGGAGCUGGACCCUAAACCAACUUUAAAGUGGCUGAAUCAAAUCAAAGUAGUCAAUUCAUUACUGGGUAUUUUAUAUCCACUUGACUUAAAGCCUUUUUCGAUCUCAAUUGAUGCUUUUGUGUCUUUUGUUUGUCCUCCAGUUCUCACUCGCUCUCUACUGAGUAAUGGGAUUCAGAAUCCUUGUCUAUUGGUCAAAUCAAAAUGUUUGAAAAUGGUCUCUCGUGUUUGUGAUAGAAUCUCGCAUUACGGAGGAUAUCAGUGGAAAGUAGUUGAUUCUGAUAAGUGGCUUCAAUACUGCGAUGCUGUCUUUUCCAGACUACCCAAUGUCAAGACGCUAAUGAGUGUUCGUCAUGUGGCCCUACAACUCGCCAACGAUAAGUCGGCCAUUAAAAGAACAGGGGAUACUAAUAUACCACCUGAUGAGCCUGUAGUGAUGAUGAAGAAUGAAAAGCUCAAGAGGUCAUCAAGCCUGCUUGAGAGUCUCACAUCUGUCCUAGAGCAUUAUCAAGUCUUUGUUCCUACAAUAUUAGCUCAAUCACAGAUCAACGUUAUGAAAUUACUAUCUGACUUGAUGCCACUUCCGCAUAGCAAGGGGGAUUUGACUGUCCUUGAAACAUUGAGGCUUAUAUCGAAUGCUCCAGUGGAAAUGCUUCGCAAUUCAGUGAAGGGGACAGAUAUUAAAUCUUUAUUUCAAUUAUCAAAGGAUAGUGAACUAUUUGAUGAGGCUUCUCAUGUAUUUGUAAAGUGCAUGCAGACCAAUCCUUGUCUGCUGGAUUACAAAUCCGACCUCUUGCUGAUAUUUAACAUUAUUGAUACUCACCUUGACAAACUGGUGCUAUAUUCGGAUAAUGAGAAGGAGGAGUUAGUUGAUUUUAUCGUCCAUUCUGUUACUGAAAUAUUAAAGCAGUCUUCUCUGAAAUAUUGGUCCAAGCAAGAUACAUCCGAUGAAAGCGUUACGGAUUGUUCAAGCAGUUUGUGUCCGUUGCUUUUUUCUUUUAUUGAUAAUUGUGGCAGAGCACCCAAAGUGUCAAGGGUGCUGUUAUUAUCUGAUAUGAUACUGAAGUUGGUCCAUUCAUCAUAUGAUCCAGUAUUAGCUGCAAAUACUGUACUGAACAGACUAAGAGAUACUUUACUACAGUAUAGUACAAAAGGUCCUAUUCAUAAUUACCUACAAUUGCUUCACUCUCAUUUGUGGGUGUGGUCAAGUCAUUCUGAAAAGGAUCCUCUUGAGUUUAAAUGGUACAAUAAGAAGGUGUACUUUAAAAAAGGUGCAUCAUCUGAUCAAGUUUUAAUGAGAGAGUGUGUAUUUCAACAGUUGGUGGAGUCUACUGGUGACAAAGGACUCGUUAAUCUGUUGAAGGACACGCCUCUCUUGUCUGUCACUGUCUCUUUGUUAUCCGUUAUACCUCUCUCUCUUCCCAUUAUUGCUACUACACCUGGCAUAUACGAGCUUUUACAAAAGGAAUUAGGCAUACGGCAUACAAGCAAUAUCCUAUGGUUGCAGUGCCUGUGUACCAGUUCAACUACAUGCAGUAUCAAGGCUUUACUAAAGAACAGUCCCAUUUCUAAUCCUAUUUGUCAAAAAGAAUUGAAAAUUGAGCCUAAAUCUUCUACCCAGUUUAUUUUUAUCAGCAAGCAACUCCUAUCACUUGUAAGGCUAGCCUCAACUUAUCCCUCAAGCAAAUCAAUGCGAAAAGUAUCCACGUUUUGUGUUGAAUAUUUUUUAAAGUUCAUUUCUCGUGUUUAUUGCAACAGAAAGCUGAGGUUCCUCAUCAAUUCUCACUUAACAGACAUUGCAAGCAUACAUUUGAAGACCACUAGUGCUGAUGAAUCCUCUUCCUUUGUAUUGAACUCUUACGCUUGUUUGGCAAUCGACAUCAAUUCUGACUUCAUUGAUGAGUUAUUCUUGUCUUAUCUAUUGUCAGUCAUUGAACACAGUAAGAGACCAUGCACUAAACACCAUGGAACACUCCAUACUGAUACUCAGGAUAGUAAAGAAUUGACUGAUGACUUAGACACUACUCUUACUCAAGGACAUUCGGUUGCUUCCUCUAAUUCUUGUAUUGAUCAAGAUCUUAAAUCAUCAAGCUUGCAGCUUUUAUUGCCUUUGGCUGAUCAGUUAAGAGAGGCAUCAGCCACUAGUCCUCAGUCUCAGUACAACAGCUCUUUAUUUAACGAUUUGAGUGCAUCUCUUCCUUGCGAUGAUAACUCUUGUUUGCAUUUCAAUAAGGAUAUUAUCAAGAGAUUAUGGAUGUAUUGUUCUGGAUCUGUUUCAGUACAGAAAAUGAAGAUUAUGUCAGUGCUAACUAGGUUUUGCUUCAUUGAAGAUAUUAACAAUGAGUUUGUUAGUUUUUGUACAUCAGUGCAUAUGUACCUCUUCCACCACAAAGUAAUGCCUGUUGAUGUCUCGAUGGAAUUUCUUAAUCUUUCAAAAGUAGUUUUAUUAAGAAACCAUGAUCAAGUACUUUCUUUCUAUCACAUAUUCACCAAUAUUGCUCCAAUAUUCAGAGACAUUGUUUUAAAUUGCACCGAGUCUGAGGGUGAACUGGCUAAUGCAUGUCUUGAAUCUAUUAAAUUAUGUGUCUCUAUAUCUCCCAAAGUAAAGAAGCAUCUCUGUAGGUUGCUAUAUAGAAUAUUAGUCAAGUUUUCAACUAACGUCCCAAAUUUUCACAUCAAAGUGAUUGGUUGCGUCUUACCUUAUAUUGGACAUUCCUUAGGCAGGGAAAUGUUUUUGGACCUACUCAAGUGUUUACUGAAAGAGCUGAGACACAUAUUAAAGAGGAAACCCAGUUCUACUAAAGACUAUGAGGAGAGGUUAUCUCUGCUUACAAAUGCUUUGUCCAUGGCAUUGAAGAAUGGGCCUAGUGAUGAUGAUUGGCUGACAACCACUGUUGAUGUAUACACGGAAAUUGUUCAUCUUUGGGACAAGAUUGUCAUUAAGUUUAUAGAAAGGCAUGGAAAGUCUGACGAGCUAGUAAUGGAGUUAUUAAGCUAUCUCUUUUCAUUCAUUCACAUAAAGUCAAAACUAGAUGUAGCUAGACCUGCUGUUAGUGUCCCCUCUAUACAUCAGACUGUUUGGUCAUUGCAACAGCUUGGAGCACCACUUAAUAGUGGUACAAUUAAACUCUUGGUAGCUAUUGCUGACAACAUCAUUGAAGACAACACUGGUCAUCCUGACCUUUUUACUCAUAGCCAGUUGAAUAUUUUAGUGUGUAAUUAUACAGCGACUCUCAGUGUUACUGAUACGGCUAUACUUUACUUGAUGUUGUGUUAUGAGAAGUUAGGGGUAUCUAUAUCAAGUCAAAUUCCAUUCUUGUGGGGUGAAAGGGCUCUUCACUUACACGAAUUGUACGAAAGAAACCACUGGGAGAAACCCACUGAUCACGAAGUUUUGUCAAUGUUUAACGAGAGGAGAAUGCUCCAAUCAAUCCAGUCAUUUCCUUAUGAUAGAGCAUUACAACCAGUCAAUCCUUACCAAAAUACAGGAUCAAUGCCAGCCACUAUAAAUGAAUAUGCUUAUGAUCCUUGCUUCCUCCUUCCCAUCUUUAGUGUGUUACUCUCUUCAACCUCAUCAGUGUUCAACUGCUCGUCGUUCAUUAAAAGAGGUUUGCUGUCAUUUGUUAUCACUGCCACUAGCUCCACAUGCCAGCACAUGAGGAGAGCUGCCUAUUACAACCUCUCACUCUUUAAUCAUCAUCUCAUGAACAGUAAUAGGUUUACCGAAAGAUCUCUGAUAAUGGCUUUAAUGGAGAUUCUCUGUAAUUCUGUUCCUGAGGUUAAUGCUAGACUAUCAGUUCUAACAUCAUCAUUCUUUGCCAAGGCAGUAUCCUUGUUUGUGCAUACAGAAGAGCCAAUGUUCCCUAUGGUUGCUGAUUACAUGAUCAAGAAACCGUUCCUCGACUCCAAAGACAUUCCUUUAUAUUCGGCAUUAGUCCACACUACUAAAGAUGAAGAGCGUAGUUGGGUUAUUGAGUUACUUUGUGAUGGCUUAAAGUGUUCAAGUGACUAUCAGAUUUACCGCAAACACUCUGUUCUCUCUUACCUAAUGGCACUGUAUAACUCACCAUUACUUGAUGAAAGGAGUAAAUCAAUGAUAGUUAAUAGACUCAUGAGUGGCAUAGUGGAUAAUGACUGUGCUUUGCAAGACUCUUGCUGGAAUUUGAAUCUUCUUUCAUGGAUACAUACAUCAUUGCCUUUAGAAGAAGCUGCUGGUUUGUUGGUGAGAAUAGCUUCAAAGUUCUUAAUGGGAGAAGAGAGUAGUGACAAGACUGACAGCAUGGAACCCAGCAAAUCAUGUACUUCUACUGGACUUACUCCUCCGCCUUUUAUUAAGGAAGAGAUAGCACUACUUCUGUUAACUUUAAUGAAUGGUUUCAGUAGUCAAUAGUACUACUCUUCAAUUUACAUAACCUACUCAUGCUUUAUUUAUCACUGUUGAUUUUUUUCAUUCUUUAUAAUCAUGAUAUGCGAA